GAAGGGUUCACAGCGUGACUGGCUGUGUCCUAUAUGGGGUUAAAGGCCCUGGGGAUCCGUCAACAUUGUGUGACUUCCGGGCCAUGCUUGGUGUUUCUCCCAUGGCGGCCAUGGAGCCUGUGAGGAAGCUGCUGAUAAAGUUUUUUUCCAUGGAGAGGCUGGGGCGGGCGCUCACUGACUCACUGUCCCAGAGGUGGGCUAGGCCCCCAGGAUGCCGGGCCAUGUGUGUAUCCCCCAGCCCUGCCUGUGUGGGGGCCAGGCUGCGUGUGAGCAUGAGGACAAACAUGCAGCCCCUGAGGGCAUGGCCAGGGGGCAGUGCCAGUAACCACUACCACCACUGCUGCACAAGGACCUUCUCAUUGUCAGCUCAGGGCAGGUUGUGCUGGAGCUGCCAGGCUGCCAUGACCAUGGAUGAACUAUUCUGUCCCGCCUGUCACUCCCUGCAGCCCCCUGAUGAAACCAAGGAUUAUUUCCAAGUUCUAGAUUGUGAGAAAACAUUUGACGUCAAUAUUCAAGAACUGCAAAAAAAAUAUCGGAACCUUCAACGCUUCCUUCAUCCAGAUUAUUUUAGUCAAAAAUCACAUGUGGAGCGGGAAAUGUCAGAAAAACAGUCGUCUCUGGUCAACAAAGCCUAUAACACACUUCUAUCUCCUUUAAGUAGAGGAAUAUAUUUGCUGAGCCUCCGUGGUAUUACUUUGGAAGAAGGAACAGACAGUGUUGUCGAUCCACAAUUUCUCUUUGAAAUACUGGAAAUCAGUGAACAACUUAAUGACUGUAACAUUAGCAGUGAAAUCGAAGAUAUUGGGAACUUUGUACAAGAAAAAUAUGAUUCUUUGACUGGAGAAGUUAGAAACGCUUUUCAACAAGGUGACCUUCAUGGAGCUAAACUGCUUUUAGCAAAGAUGAAAUACUUCUCAAAUAUACAAAACCAAGUUAAGAAGAAAAUAUUACCAUAGCUAUUUCUACUGAUCUAAUCCUUACUGUAAUAUACAUGUAGACUACCAAUAUGCUCUAGAACUUUGCUGCCAAUGCUAUCAAGUGAAAACACUCAUCUCAUGCCAAUUUGGCAGAAAAUCUCUCUCCUCACACCUAACCAUGAUGGCACACAACUUAACUGGGCAUUAUAUUAUGCUUGACUUUUAUAUGACCUUUGUAUUUUGACUAAAUGAAAUGUAGUUGUGUGCUCUCUAUACACCUGGACUGUAGUUUUUAAUAAAAAAAAAAAAUACAAUCUAGCAUUAAUUUCACUUUAAA
Molecule: messenger RNA, 1254 nt
Organism: Pelobates fuscus (common spadefoot toad)
Lineage: Eukaryota; Metazoa; Chordata; Amphibia; Anura; Pelobatidae
Gene: HSCB
Product: HscB mitochondrial iron-sulfur cluster cochaperone
Exons: 6
Coding region: 84-956 (290 amino acids)
Biological process (GO): protein complex oligomerization; [2Fe-2S] cluster assembly
Cellular component (GO): mitochondrion
Molecular function (GO): ATPase activator activity; protein-folding chaperone binding
Source: RefSeq, a predicted model, not a curated record